Molecule: messenger RNA, 4982 nt
Organism: Ruditapes philippinarum (Manila clam)
Lineage: Eukaryota; Metazoa; Mollusca; Bivalvia; Venerida; Veneridae
Product: arginine-glutamic acid dipeptide repeats protein-like
Exons: 25
Coding region: 175-4311 (1378 amino acids)
Biological process (GO): regulation of DNA-templated transcription
Cellular component (GO): nucleus
Molecular function (GO): sequence-specific DNA binding; chromatin binding; transcription corepressor activity
Source: RefSeq, a predicted model, not a curated record
GGCAAGUUGAUCAAUGGCGUGCUUUGAUUGGUCGAUGUAAAAUGGGCGGAGUUAAAGGAAGGGCACAUGGCGGAUUUUGGAAAGUUGACAAAUUUUAUCUCAAAAUUUGACAUGUGAUUUUUUGCAUAUACACUGCAUGAUGAACUAUUUGUGAUCUGUUUAUAUAAUAAAGAGAUGGAUGUAGAAUCUGACAGUCUAGAUGAACAACCUUCACAUUCAGAUGACCAAAAUAUAAAGACUGAACCUUGUGAGAGUAAAAAGACUGAGAGGCCGUCCUCUGUUAAUAGCAAAGAAAAUGCUGAGAAGGAAAAUAAAGACGGCCUUGGGGUCAAGGUCAAACGGAAAGGUCGUAGAGGAAGGUCAUCAGGGUCACUUACCAUGAAAGGAGAUAAAAUUACAUCAUUCACAACAGAAAGAGGCAUUACUUACUCACCAAAUGAUCAUGUUUACAUAGAAAAUAACAGACAAAACAACGCAUACUUCAUCUGUGCGAUACAGGAUUUCAGUGUGGUAAAGAGGGACACAUUGGUUGUGAGAGUAAAGUGGUAUUACAGAGUUACAGAAGUACCGGAUAGUGUCUACCAGCAUUUAGUUCAAGAUAGAUAUACUCAAAAGAUAGAGAGUGAUCACCCUUUGGCAAACCCUUCUGUAAGGUCCAGGGAAUUAUUCUGUUCUGAAGCCACAGACACUUAUCCUGUGACUGCACUCAGAGGAAAGUGCCGAGUUGUACACUGUAACAGUCUUGAAGCGGCGCGGUCAUUCAAGCCGGCCGCUGACACGUUCUAUUGUAUUCUUGGUUAUAAUCCAGAAACCAAGAGGCUGGCUACCACACAAGGCCAGAUCCGGGUCGGGUCUAUGUAUCAGGCUCGAAUGCCUGAAUGCAAGCCCAAUGUCCCACCCAAUGAGAUGCCAGAACGCAGUGAUGCCCUGGAAACAUUCCACUGGCAGCCAAAAGGAGUUCUUGAUGGGGACCUUAUGAUGUACCUUAGGGCUGCAAGGAGCGUUGCAGCAUUUGCCGGCAUGUGUGACGGCGGGUCAACGGAAGAUGGAUGUCAGGCUGCACAGAUGGAUGACACAACGAUGAACGCCAUGCACAUGCUACACAAGUAUGAAUAUGACACUGGCAAGGCCCUACAAGCACUGGUUAAAGCCCCAGCACUCCGUACCAUAGAUAAAAAAUGGAACGAAGAAGAUACUAAACGUUUUGUGAAGGGCCUGAGAGUGUACGGGAAGAAUUUCUUCAAGAUCAGGAAGGAGUUGUUGUCUCAUAAGGAAACGGGUGAACUGGUCGAGUAUUACUAUUUCUGGAAAAAGACUCCGGCAGCUGCCGCCAACAGACCACAUCGUCGGCACAGACGUCACGGUGUCAAACGUGCAACAACAAGGUCACAACGACCUGCUAGUAGCGAAUUCUUGGACCUGAGUUCCGCCAGUGAUUCAGAGAAUGAUUCCGAGGACAGUGAUGGUUUAACUGGAUACAGAUGUCAGAACUGUCUUGUUACUGUUUCCAAGGACUGGAGUAAUGCUGGAAAACCAAGUCCUCGAUUAUGUUCAAAAUGUCGCAUAUUCUUCAAGAAAUACGGUGUAGACCGACCGGUAAACAGUCCCGGAGAUUCUCCAUACUUCCAGCCAGUACGAGAUGGGGACAUAAACGCCACCCACAAUAUGCUGACUCGGCAAAAUAGGAAUUCAACUGAUUCCAAAGAAAAUAAAAAGAAAGGAACAAACAGUGUUAGUAGUUUAGAUAAUUUAGACAGUCCUUCAAGUGAUUCAAAGAAAUCCCUCGUGCCCUCAUCACCCUCGGCCCUCAGUACAUCCAGCAAUUGUAGUACCGAUAGAGAGAAAAAGAAACGAAGGAGUUCUGAAGGCUCAGAUAAAGAGAAGAAAAGACGUCAUCCAGCAUCUGAUUCAGACGAUAAAUUCUCAAAGAGAAAACGUGCGGGUCCGUCUGACUCGGAAUCAUUAUCAGACAGCAGUAUAUCCGGUGCUGAAGAAACUCAAAACGAGGCUGAUGAAAAUAAUCAAGAUGAUCUAACAUCUAGCUCCCCACCCACUAGUCCAAGUCCGGUAGAAUCUGAUAAGGAGAAACUGCCGGCACCAAUUCCGGUUGAAAGUACUAUAAGUGGUGAUAAACUGGCUGAGUUACCUAGACCGGAACCUCAACAUCCGUCACCUAAUAGACAGCCAAUAGAAUCCACACCUAUAUUGUCACCGACCGGUAUACAAACGCAGUUACCUUCAGUGUCAUCUCAAAUUACUCAAGGAUUUGUUCCAUUACCGCCAUUACCAGCAUUUGCAUUUAGACCGCAAUACACUCCUACAGCAUCCUUGUAUCCACAACCACCAUUUCCAGAAACUAUUUCAUCCAAUCAAAAACUUUCCGAAGCAGACGACACACAAAACACGUCUGCUGCAACUGCUGCUGUGUCUCCACCUGGUGUAGACAACAGUGAAUCAGGGGAAACUACUGUGAUAUCUGUUCCUAAAGUGAAAGAGGAAGUGAUUACACCUCCUCCAUCGCCGGAAAAAGUAUUUAUUAAACAGGAACCGCAAGACAACUUCAUGCUUAACGCAAGUCAAAAUGUUGCUAGUGCAAAACCUAAUAUGGACAGCUUUGCUGCCACUAAAGAAAUGGGCCCAAUAGUGACUCCUAAGCUUGAGCCUGGGCUCAGUAAUUCCUAUCCUAGUGCAAAUGAGUUUCCUUCAGGUUCUAAUAAUAGUAAGAUUCAGACUGAAACAACCUUGACCUCGCAGGCAGAGGUCGGAGGUCAUACGGAACUUAGAGAAGGUCAGGGAGAGAAAGUUGAAUGUCAGGAAAGUGAACGACCAGAAGUAGAAAUAAUGGAAGACACUGAUUCUGACAGGGAGGGAACAUUGACCCCAGGGCCAGUGCCUACCCCAUGUAACAAGGAAAUCCUCAGGAGUAAAACUGCCAUAUUUAUAAAGUUAUUGAAUCGUGGUGAACAUAAUUCAUGUUCAAGAUGUGAUCUCAUGUUUAAACCAUUUCCCGACUCCAAACUGGCAAAGAAAAGGGAAGAGCGGGAAAAGAAACCUUUGUCUGCAGUGUCAACUCCAGCAAAGGAGGAAGUUAAGAGAAAAACAGAGUCGCCACGACCCAGUUCUACGUCGGACGCCCAGGUUAUCAGCAAUGUUCCAACGCCACACCACAUCCAUGCCGACCGAGUCACACCGCGGUCAUAUCCUGACACGCCAGCGCUGCGUCAAUUGUCAGAAUAUGCUAAACCGCAUACGUUGGGUAUGUACCAAGAUACAUUCGCUCAGUGUCGUCAAGAUCCUAGAUCUAUGCCAGGUUACCUAGGUUACCCGUUCAUGGACCCUAUACGUAUGGCAGCGAUGUAUCCACCAAACUCUAGAGAAAGAUUGGAAUUGGAACUGGAAAGAGACAAACGAGAAAGAGACGCUCGUGAACGGGAAUUACGAGAGCAUGAGUUACGGUCCUUGGAAAUGAGGGAGAAAUUAAAGGCAGAGAUGGAAAUGAAGCCUCCAGGUUUAGAAAGAUUACUUCCUCCUGGGGCCAACCCUCUAGAUCCUCAUUGGUUAGAGAUACAGCGUAGGUACGGCCCACACAUGUUUUCAGGCGGAUCAGGCUCCUCCCAUCUUCCAGGCAUCUACCCGCCCACCAGUAUUGCCUCAGAUCUCAUGGCCAGAGAGAGGGAGCGUCUAGAGAGGCUUGGAAUACCACCUGGUCACCCAAUGCUCGGAGAAUCUUCAUAUACGGCAGCCAUGUUGGAAAGACUGGCCGCGGAGAGGAUGUCGGCAGAACGGUUGUCUGCAGAGAGGUUACAAGCCGAGCGUCUGGCCAUGCACGAUCCUAUGAUAAGGCUUCAAAUGUCCGGUAAUGCAUCGGCGGCGGCUGCUGCAGCUGCGGCGGCAGCAGCUCACGCUCAUACCCACACACACGCACAUUCCCAUACCCAUCUACAUUUACACCAACCUGACGGACUACCAGGACCACAUGGAGGACAGCCGGGACUUCCACCUUCGUCACCUUUACACCAUCCACUGCUUCAGCCCCAUCUUUUACAUCCGCUCGGACCAGGUGCUGAUCCAAUGUCUGGUGUUAAUGGUAGCAACCAGACGCCGCCAGGCUCACUUGCAUCACUUCCUGUAGGUGUACCACCCCAUUUACUGGCUGCCGGCAGGGAGCAGGAGUUGUUACAGAGUGAUCUGUACAGACGGGCUUACUCGGACCCAGCACUCGCUCAACAGUUACAAGCCCAUCAUGAGGCCCUCCAACGCAUGGCAAUGGACAGGGAGAGAUUCGGAUCUGGCCUUCCUCCACCGCACUGAGGGCGAUAACCUGGGUGUGUGCUAACACUGUAUUUAUAUACAAAAUCUUUUUGGUGCAAUAUGUGACAAAUUUACACAAUUGUUGUUUUUUUUACGUACUGGAAAUACAGACUGGGGUCCACAAAAACAAACUAAAUCCCAGACUGGUUCCUGAUGUGUUAAACCAAGACAGGUGUUCAAAUAAAAACAUAAACAACCAAGAUUGGUGUUCGGAACAAGAAAUUUAACAGUGGUGUUCAGAAAAUGUAAAAACUGGGCAUGUGUUCUAAAUAUUAAAACACUGAACAGGUGUUUGAAAUACGAAAAUACCGAACUGGUAUCCAAGGAAUAUUAAAAAGACUGGUGUUCAAAAUAUAUGAACACCAGGUUGAUGUUCGAGUGUUCAUGGAUAGGUUUGUUUCUGGAACUGCUGUGCAGGGGGGAAAAUGCAAAGUAUUUGUUCUACAAAGUGAUGUAUUAGAACUAAAAUGCAAGAUUUGUGUCGUUUGUAGUAAUAUGUAAAAGUGAAGGUCGUAAUUUUUGAACACAUACUGUCAUUUGGUGUAAAGGGUGUGAACAAAAAGACUGAUGUGUUCGGAAUGUCAGCAAACUAUUUGAAAGGCAGCUCUUAACAUUAUUCUUAGAUUAUGUGCUAGAUUAUUAGAACAAAACAAACAAACCCAGGAGGUAGA